GAUAUUCAUGGAUAACAAUGUGAGAGAGCAAACCCACUCUUAUGUAAGAGCUUCAGACAUCAUUGGUAGGGAAAGUGAUAAAGAAAGCAUCGUACAGAUGCUCCUGAGCUUGGACAACUACAAUAAUGAUGAUCAUCUUGAUGUUAUUCCUAUAGUUGGGAUCGGAGGUCUUGGAAAAACUACUGUUGUCAAGUUGGCGUAUAAUGAUGAACGAGUGAUUCAAAGGUUCGGUCUUCGAAUGUGGGUUUCUUCUUUCUCUGAACAUUUCACUCUAGGCAAAACUGUUGAGAAAAUCCUGAAAUCUGCCACUGGUGAGAGCUUCGGGCAUCUUGAUAUGGACCAGAUGCAGCGUCGUCUGGCUGCUGUGUUGAAUGGCACGAGAUAUUUGCUUGUGUUGGAUGAUGUGUGGAACGUGGACCGGAUCAAGUGGAUGGAUUUGAGGGAGCUGCUGAUGAACUGCAGCUCAGGGAGUAAGAUCAUUGUCACGACUCGAAGCAAGGCUGUAGCUGUGGUUACGAGCACCAGAGACGCUUAUGAUCUGACUGGCCUCUCGGAUGGUGACUGCCUCUCUUUAUUUCUAAAAUGUGCUUUAAGAGAAGGUGGUGAUCAGCCUCCCAAUCUAGUGGCAAUUGGGAGGGAGAUCGUGGGGAAGUGUGGAGGAGUUCCACUUGCUGUCAAGACGUUGGGGAGCUUGCUCUAUUUGAAUAGAGACGAGGAUGAAUGGGUACGUAUCAGGAACAAUGACAUAUGGGAGAUUGAUCAGCAGCAAAGUGGCAUCCUGCCUAUUCUUAGGCUCAGUUAUGAGCAGUUGCCUUCCCAUUUGAGGCAGUGUUUCGCGUAUUGCUCCAUGUUGCCUAAGGGUGUCCAGAUUCCCAGAGAAAUGUUCAUCAACCUUUGGAUCGCUCAAGGCUUUGUGCACUCAGACAACGCAGAUAGGCAGGUUGAAGAUGUUGGGAAUCACUACUUCAAUGAGUUGCUGUCAAGAUUUUGCUUUCAAGAAGUGGUGGUGGCAUUUGAUGGGGAGAUCUUGGCUUGUAAGAUCCACAACCUCGUCCACGAUCUUGCACAGUCUGUAGCAGGGAUCGAGUAUGGCAAAAAAGCCGUUUCUGAUAGGGUUCGUCAUAUUUUUCUCCAAGAUGAAGAUCAUCAGCCAGGAAAAGAAGAGUCUAAAGCAUUGCUCGGAUUGAGAAAUGUGAGGUCUUUUAGGUGUGUGUUCAAGGUUAGGUCUCCUGAUAAGGCCUUUGUCCGCGCCAUUGCAACGAGCUUCAAACGCCUGCGCGUCUUGAUCUUGAUCUCACUGCAGCUCGAGGAGCUGCCUAGCUCUAUAGGCAACUUGAAGAGGCUAAGGUAUCUCGACCUCAGCCAGAACAGCAAUCUCACAUCUCUUCCAUCGUCGUUCUGCAAGCUGGUGAAUCUGCAGACGCUGAACCUCAUCAACUGCGAAAGCCUUCGAGAUCUGCCCAAAUAUCUCUUGCAUUUGAUCAACAUCAAAACUCUGUACCUAACUUGCCAGAAGCUGUCUUUGGGAAAGAAAAGUUACCAUCAGGGCUUGAAAACCUCACUUGUAUUCGUGUACUACAUAUAUAUGACUGCCCGAGAUUAGCUACUCUUCCAGAUAGCAUGAAGCAACUGGUUUCUCUAGAGAAGCUGUGGGUCUGGAACUGUGAAGAGCUCGAUUUUGGUGAGGGAGCCAGCGUUCAAGGGCUGACCAGCCUUGUGUCGUUGCUCUUGAUGGGGCUGCCCAAG
Salvia hispanica is the source of this 1746-nucleotide messenger RNA. The record is from RefSeq and is a predicted model, not a curated record. Lineage: Eukaryota; Viridiplantae; Streptophyta; Magnoliopsida; Lamiales; Lamiaceae.